UGGGCGCACAUCCCUCGCGUCAUAGCCGAUCAGCUGGACUGCACACGAAUGACUUACCGAAUUAUUAAAAGAGUAUGAAAGGCGUAUCGUUGUUUGAUAUGUAAUGUUUCAUCAGUAUCGUCAGUGAAUGAUUGUUUACCAUUUGUCGAAAUAUAUGACUUGUGGGCGUCUUCGAACGAUGGUUUAAGAGGCUAUCAGCGGAAAAUACGCUGCUAUCAAUUUAUUCAUUAGAUAGCAUACGACGUUUUUUGUUGCCUUAUUGUUCCAAUUGGAAAACAAUUACGUUAAAUGGAGUUUGUUUAUUUUUUCUUCAGAACACAUACGUGCUUAAUAGGCGAUAGGUACAGUUUAAGUAUUGAAUGAUCUUAAGUGUGUGUGCAUUCUGCAAAAUCGAACCGGAUUUCAUAUUGUGUAAUGUUAUCAUAGUUAGACCUGUGCAGAAUAUCUGACCAGAUUAAAUUCAAAACCAACUUAUUAAACGGAUAUCCGUUUUUGGUCGUGGAAUCAAGUGCAGUGAUUGGACGUUGAAGCACUGAUCAACUGUUUGAGCGGACCCCAAGCUACACAAGAUGUGACGCCAUUGGAAUGAAUCCUUCAAGCGACUUCAUGAAAAAUAAACCUGGUCAGGUCGGCAAUUAUUAAACCAUGUUGCGGUCAUGUCACAUCAUCCGCCAUGUCACCUCCGACAGAUGAAUGUUCGAAGUCCUUUGAAACUAUUCUCUAUCACAGUGGUAAAUUUGGCAGCUACCAGCGCCGCGUGUUCGCUGCCGUCAGCUCCAUGCACGUCGUCUGCUCAGCUAUACUCGUGUACACGACGCUAUUUCCGGUGCUGGAGGUGCGCGAAGAGUGUAUUGAGCAGAUCAGCGCGCCCGGAAAUGCCAGUCUAUACAUGAUGCUGGAGAACGGGUCGUUUAUCAACCCGCUAACCUGCCGGAAAUACGUUGCCAAUGAUCUAGGUCUUGAAAACGACUGGGUUUUCCCGCCGUGGAUCUACCCUAAUAACAUGACCUAUUCGAGGGCGUGGAUCUAUUACUGUAAAGCCGGUGGGUUAGCUUUCGGCUUCAUAUCCGGCGGUGUAAUGUCGGACAACUUCGGUCGGCGCCGGACUACCUAUGCCUCAUUUAUACUGCUGUGCGCUGCACAGUGCAUGACGGGUCUGUUCCAGAGUCUCGUUGCGUUCAUAGUCUGCCAAUUCUGUGUCGGCACAGGGGCCGGAUGCUUCAUACUGUCCAGCCUCGUUCUGGUGAUAGAGUGUCUAGGGCACGACUGGCGGGACAUUUGCCUGUGUCUGCUGCCCUGGUGGACGGGGCCGAGCCUCCUCUCCCUGGGGGCGUGGUUUCUCCGGCACUGGCGCCACCUGGCGGUCAUUUCCGGUCUGGCGGGAGCUCCAUUGAUAGGAACCUACUUUCUUGUGCUAGAGAGCUCCAGAUGGUUGAUCUGCAAGAACCGGUUUGCGGAAGCGGAAAGCGUCACCAAGGAAAUGAUCGCCUGCAACUGUAAACCUGUACCGGAUAUGACGUCACUGUUUGAUAUAUCACGCGCAUGCGUGCUGACAACAAUGCACACAAAGAAAUACUGCUAUUCAGACUUCAUGUCGACUCGGCGUCUUAGAAAGGCAACGGUAGCCCUUGUAUUUACUUGGUUACCAGGCUGUAUGGUGUACUGUAGCCUUCUGCGACGCCUAGCCCGCCUCACAUCUAGCGUUUACCUCGGUCACGUGCUCGUGUUCAACUCCGCCAGCGUGGUAAUUGGCAGCGCCGUACUCAUCAACAAAUGCAUAGGUCGGCGGUGGUGUAUGUUCCUAUACGCGAUGUCGACCGGUCUCGUUUCCGCCUGCGUGCUAGUGUUGCACGUGACCAAUGACGUCAUCGAUCAACAGAUGGUGACGUGGCUGGCGUUCUUCGCGAACCUGGGAGUUACUGCAACAAUGACACUGUUAGCUGUCGUCACUCUCGAAACAUUCCCGACCGUGAUACGGUCCAUGGCGUGCUCAGUGGGUCUUCUGCUAGGCUUGGUAGGGUAUAUUAUAACGGACCUACUGCACGUGUACUUAGAUCCAUUUCACUAUACAGUGCCCUUUCUGGUGUAUGGGGCGCUGAUGACUCUGGUAGCGCUGGGGAUGCUAGGCUUCCCGGAGACCGGCCGCACACCCCUACCGGAUAUACUGCGCUGUAGACACCGCAAGUUGUGCGCGCACGAGUCUCUUAACCUAAGAGACGCAUGGACCACAUGACACGGGCGCUGAGAUUAAAGUGUUAGGAAGAUGAAGAUGCCCGAACGCGACCAGCUGAUUCGCAUGACUUGGAACCCACUGUGCCUUUCUGCUUGACCAAGGAUUUGCAGGACUUAUUUGGUUUGGAAUUUUAGCAUACAGCGGUUCUGAAUAUAAAUAUGUAUAUAUGAUGUACAAGUAUGUAACACUAUGUUGUAUUACUAGUAAUCGGAAUAAAAUAAAUUGUAAAAAGCAG
Messenger RNA from Dreissena polymorpha, 2468 nucleotides. RefSeq names its product solute carrier family 22 member 5-like. Gene Ontology annotation, biological process: transmembrane transport. NCBI's taxonomy places the organism in Eukaryota, Metazoa, Mollusca, Bivalvia, Myida, Dreissenidae. Gene Ontology annotation, cellular component: membrane. The transcript has 10 exons. Gene Ontology annotation, molecular function: transmembrane transporter activity. The coding region runs from base 674 to 2233 and encodes 519 amino acids. The record is from RefSeq and is a predicted model, not a curated record.